AUGGAUCCAGCAUCCUCGUCCAACACAGGACCUGCCGCGGGCACUUCAAGAAACGCAGCGCGGGCACAGCUGUCCUUCGCGGAGCGCAAGGCAAACAUGACGAAAGCAUCCUCCCCUCACCUCGUGGAGGGCAGUCAGAUCACGCGGCCCAUCGACCGAGCACCUCCCGGCGACCCCGCCGCGUCCUCCAGAGCCCGCAGGGCCCGGUCCAAACCCGAGCUGGGCAGGCAGCGCAGCCUGUACUUUGAGAACGCGUUCUCGACGAGGGGCGGCGGCGGCGGCGACACGGCGGCGCAGGACCGCGUGCGGCGGGAGGCCAAGGUGGUUGCCGAGGUCAGGACGAAUGUGAUUGUCAACGACGAGUUCACCAUGAUCACGGAGCUCAUGUACCACCUGUGCAUGCGCUACAAGCGGCCCAUCACGUCCGUCGUGGUCACGCUGCAGCACGGCGCCUGCAUGUGCUUCGGGGGCACCUUUGAGCCCGCGUACAUCCUCUCCGUCUCGGCGCUGCCCGCCGAGCUCCAGCCGGCGACCAACAGGCGCAACGCGGUGCUGCUGCAGAAGCACAUGGAGGAGGCCCUGGGCGUCGUCCCCGCCAGGGGACUGGUGCGGUUCAUCCCGACGCCGGAGGACUGCGUCGCGUGCGACGGCAAGACGGUUGCCGGGGAGCUCGACGAGCUGGCGAGGGGGGUGCUGCCCGAGACGGCCGAGGAGGCACCGGAGGAGAACGUGGUCUCGACGCCAAAGUCGAAGAAGCGGAUGAGCGUCAAGCUUCAAGGCUCCCAAGUCUCCGUUAUCAAACGAGCUCACACCGCCUUCCACGGCAGACGUGUCUUCCUCUACGACGAGGCCGGGGUCGGCCAACACCGAGCCAGCAGGCACGGAGCAGCACGAAGCGACGCCCGAGAAGCAGCCGAGGAGACGGAAGAGCUUCAUGUCGAACUUGUUUGCGAGGUCAACGCACAAGGCGCAGAAACAACAACAACCCCCACUGCCGCCCUCGAGGGAGGAAUGAAUUUUUGUACAAAAUCCAAGCGCACCCAUACUCACAUUGCACUCACAAAACUCCCCCCACGACUCUUGCCGGGACACAGACAGUUCUAUGCGAUUACAAUUGUUCGCGACUCCACCGUUGGCCGACUCCGCAUGACCUUCGCCUCAUCGAGGUCCCAGGGCUGCAAACCAAGGCCCCAUGCAACAUGGAGGUUCCAGAGCCGUGGAGUCUGCAGCGAUCACUUGUGGCUAGUGGCCCAAGGUCUUAGUGAGCUCGAAUCCUCCGAGCCAACUGUUGUGUUGAUCGUCUUUGGCCAUUUCUGGGAGUCUGUGGUCUGUAUUGUCACGAGCAAGUGCUACGUCAAUUGGUCCAAUCUCGACGAAUGCGCCAUACGGCCCGAGAGACUGGCGUCGCUAAACCUCGAACGUCUCUACGAGCAGAACCGACAACGGCUCCAGAAGAAAGAUGGUGCCAUACCUCCCGAACUCCACCCAGGCCCUCCAGGCAAGGGUAAGCCUCGUCUAUUGUUGAUGGGCCAGAGAAGGAGCGGAAAGUCAUCAAUAUCAAGCGUGGUAUUCCACAAGCUCCCACCUAAUGAAACACUCUUCUUGGAGUCCACAGCCAGGAUACAGAAGGACUCGAUGGCCUCUUUUAUGGACUUCCAAGUCUGGGACUUUCCUGGCCAAAUAGACUACUUUGAAACUCCUAAUUUCGACAUGGAUGCCAUCUUUGGCGAGAUCGGUGCUCUGAUCUGGGUAAUCGACGCUCAGGACGACUACCUCGAGGCUGUCGCCAGGCUCAACAGCACGAUCAUCAAUCUGCAGCGCAACUAUCCCAAUAUCAACAUUGAGGUCUUCAUCCACAAGGUGGAUGGCCUGUCAGACGACUACAAGCUCGACAUCCAGCGCGACAUUACCAUCCGUAUCCAGGAUGAGUUGUCCGACCAGGGUUUCGAGAACGCCCCCGUCACCUUCCACCCGACCUCCAUCUACAACCACAGCAUCUUCGAGGCCUUUAGCAAGGUCAUCCAGAAGCUCAUCCCCCGUCUCGGUCAGCUCGAGGCCAUGCUCACCUCGCUCUGCCGUACGUGUCGGUUCGAAAAGGCAUACCUCUUCGACGUCCUGUCCAAGAUUUAUAUCGCCACCGACAGCGCGCCCGCCGACAUGGCCUCCUACGAGAUCUGCUCAGAUUAUAUCGACGUCAUCAUCGACGUCACCGAGGUGUACGGGAGCUGGUCCCGGCCGGAGGGCUACCGGGAGAAGCUCGAGGAGGGCCAGCACCAGAAGCUCGAGGACCAGGUCGCUUGCAACUGGGCCGAGAGCUCCAUUGUGCUCGCCGACGGCAACAAACCCAUCAUGAUGCGCGAGGUCGACACUUACUUGGCGUUGGUGGCCAUCAUGAAGGAGGGCUCGUACGACAAGAUGCCGCUCGUCAACAUGAACGUCGACGUCGUGGUCAAGGGCUUGACGGAGUUCUUUGAGAUUACCAAGCCGAGAAGCUGA
Messenger RNA from Thyridium curvatum, 2496 nucleotides. RefSeq lists its product as uncharacterized. Gene Ontology annotation, biological process: cellular response to amino acid stimulus; positive regulation of TOR signaling; regulation of autophagy. The transcript is spliced from 8 exons. Gene Ontology annotation, molecular function: GTPase activity; GTP binding. Bases 1 to 2496 code for a protein of 831 amino acids. The record is from RefSeq and is a predicted model, not a curated record. Gene Ontology annotation, cellular component: nucleus; fungal-type vacuole membrane; Gtr1-Gtr2 GTPase complex. Lineage: Eukaryota; Fungi; Ascomycota; Sordariomycetes; Thyridiales; Thyridiaceae.